AUGUCGUCGAGUAACGAAUUAAGUGAUGAGACAGAUUCCACUCCCAAACUUAGGAUGAAGCCGGCUGUCAGCAGGAUAUUCUGCUGCAGCGUGACUGCUGCAUCAGGGUUUAUUGCUGCUUAUGCACUUGUGUCAUACGCAAUAGCAUUGAUUUAUGAAAUAGUGUGGGUGGUGGAGUCAGAGAGUGGCCUGCCAAUAGCUUCCGCGCUGCUCAUGAUCUGCUACUGCGUGGUCAUAGCAGCCACAGUCGUCCUAGUACAUGGUCUUAUAUCUAAAAACAACACAUAUCUUCUAGCGUGGUUGAUAUCAGUGAUCUUAGUUUUAAUACCGGAGUGUGCUCUAGUCUUCUAUAUGUCCAUAAGUCAUUGGGGUCUUCAAGGAGUGUACGGUGGUGCUGAGUUAGCGUGCUAUGUCGCUCGUCUGCCGGCCAUCGUUUGCGGAGUUGUUCUCGUACAGUCUGCGUACGCGCUCAGAGAAGCUAGAAAAGCUGAGUACGGCGCGGGCGCAGGUGUCAGCGGGAGCGAAUUCGAUGCCAGCCAUUACGUACCAGAUGCAACGCCGGCCUUCACUAACGAAGGCAUUUUAGCUGAUAAUGGUAAAUCCGGCUCAAUGCCAGACCUCCGUCGACACCUGGCCUCCCACCAGUCCAUAAACAUGGGAUACCCAAUAAUGCUGCCACAGCCUCCGCCCGCAUACUGGCAACACCUCGCUGAUCGGCAGUAUGCUGCGUCCCUCCGUGACUACCCGAAGCACUACCCGCAAUUCGGCACAUGGGUCGGUCCCAGAACUGACAACCCAUACAAAAGAAGACAUUCCGUAGUAGGAGCAUUCGACGAGUACCCGACGAAAUACGACGACGACCGAAUGGAUUGCAAGAGCGAGAUGGCCUAUCCGUAUCGACCCUACUACGAUCCGAGGAUAUACCCCCCAGAAUACGACCCGAGAUACUUCCAAGAUUUUAAGCGGGAAGAUGCCGCUUAUGGAGUCAAUCUUCUUAGACAUGAUCCCUACCACUUUAAUAGGGAUAGAGACAGGUUUUACGCUAUGCGCAAUAGUCAUACUUCUGUUGGUAAUGAAUCGGAUGAUUUGACUAAGUAUAAAGAUGUUGCUUUGUAA
Messenger RNA from Leptosia nina, 1116 nucleotides. NCBI's taxonomy places the organism in Eukaryota, Metazoa, Arthropoda, Insecta, Lepidoptera, Pieridae. The record is from the annotation of a GenBank genome assembly.